AUGUUUACCAUGAACAGAAUCUAUGAUUCUCAUGAAUUUCUUAACUUAAUUAUAUCGAUAAUAACUGAUGAAAUUCAAGCUAUUCGAGAGAAAAUUGAAAAUCAAACAACGUUAACCAUAUUUGAACAAUUAGAAUUAAAUCGUCAUCCAAUAGACAUAAAUAAGAUUGUUGAUCCAACAACGGCAAAUUUUCAAUUUUUUAUUAAAACUGAACGUACAUGUACAAAAUGUAAUUCAUCGACAAUCAGUACUGAAAUUCAUACAGCAUUAUUAAUUCAUGUGACCGGCAAUGAAUCGUAA
Messenger RNA from Didymodactylos carnosus, 300 nucleotides. The record is from the annotation of a GenBank genome assembly. NCBI's taxonomy places the organism in Eukaryota, Metazoa, Rotifera, Eurotatoria, Philodinida, Philodinidae.